Molecule: messenger RNA, 1053 nt
Organism: Scomber japonicus (chub mackerel)
Lineage: Eukaryota; Metazoa; Chordata; Actinopteri; Scombriformes; Scombridae
Gene: gnat2
Product: guanine nucleotide binding protein (G protein), alpha transducing activity polypeptide 2
Exons: 8
Coding region: 1-1053 (350 amino acids)
Biological process (GO): adenylate cyclase-modulating G protein-coupled receptor signaling pathway; detection of chemical stimulus involved in sensory perception of bitter taste
Cellular component (GO): photoreceptor inner segment; photoreceptor outer segment; heterotrimeric G-protein complex
Molecular function (GO): GTPase activity; GTP binding; G-protein beta/gamma-subunit complex binding
Source: RefSeq, a predicted model, not a curated record
AUGGGUGCUGGAGCAAGUGCAGAAGACAAAAAGUCAAAGGAGUUGGAAAAACAACUCCAAGAAGAUGCUGAUAAGGAUGCUAAAACAGUCAAGCUCUUACUGCUUGGCGCUGGUGAGUCAGGAAAGAGCACCAUCGUAAAACAAAUGAAGAUUCUGCAUCAAGGAGGUUAUACAAAGGAGGAACAACUGGAGUUUAGAGCAAUCAUCUACGGCAACAUCCUGCAGUCUGCUCUGGCUAUCAUCAGAGGCAUGGAGAUGCUGGCCAUUGAUUUUGGCGCACCCGGUGCACAGGAGGAUGCACAGAAGCUGCAGAACUUGUCAGACUCCAUUGAGGAAGGCACAAUGCCCAGUGAGCUGGCUGACGUCAUCAAGAAGCUGUGGAACGACUCUGGUGUGCAGGCCAGCUUUGACAGAGCUGCUGAAUAUCAACUCAACGACUCCGCUGGCUACUACCUCAAUGAAAUGGACAGAAUCUGCAAGUCAGACUACCUUCCCACCGAGCAGGAUGUGCUGCGAUCUCGAGUCAAAACAACUGGUAUCAUUGAAGAACAGUUCUCCUGCAAAGAGUUGCACUUCAGGAUGUUCGAUGUGGGUGGCCAGAGGUCAGAGAGAAAGAAGUGGAUCCAUUGUUUUGAGGGUGUGACCUGCAUCAUCUUCUGUGGAGCUCUCAGUGCAUAUGACAUGGUGCUCGUAGAGGACGAUGAAGUGAACCGCAUGCACGAGUCUCUCCAUCUAUUCAACAGUAUCUGUAACCACAGAUUCUUUGCACUGACCUCCAUUGUGCUUUUCCUCAACAAGAAGGAUCUCUUUGAGGAGAAGAUCAAGAAAGUCCAUCUGAGUAUCUGCUUCCCAGACUAUGACGGCCCCAACACAUAUGACGAUGCCGCCAACUACAUCAAGACACAGUUCUUGGACCUGAACAUGAAGAAGGGUCAGAAAGAAAUCUACAGCCAUUUGACCUGUGCCACAGACACAAAGAACGUCGAGAUUGUGUUCAACGCUGUGACAGACAUCAUCAUCAAAGAAAACCUUAAAGAUUGCGGUCUUUUCUAA